This is a messenger RNA of Gadus chalcogrammus (walleye pollock), 1723 nucleotides long. Its product is annotated as ribonuclease inhibitor-like. NCBI's taxonomy places the organism in Eukaryota, Metazoa, Chordata, Actinopteri, Gadiformes, Gadidae. The coding region runs from base 972 to 1541 and encodes 189 amino acids. Gene Ontology annotation, molecular function: protein binding. The record is from RefSeq and is a predicted model, not a curated record. The transcript is spliced from 4 exons.
UUUAUUUUUUUUAAUGCAGCAUCACAUAUGCUACCAGCAGCCCUUGCUCGUCUUCAAAAGGCUGAUGCUCAGUACCUCGUUUCAUUUCGUACCCCCUUUACAGUCUGGCAACUUUUUUGAUGUCAAGAUAAGUGUUAAAUUGCCAACACUGUUCUUUGUCCUGUGUGUAUUAGUAUUACAUAUCCCGAGCCAAUACCCUGGUGUUUCCAACACCGUUUUGAAAAACAAGCCAAAACACAAACUGUGUUUUCGACUUAUUGUUCGAAUAGGAUUUUCAACACCUGACAAUACACUGUAGAGCAGGGGUUAGACUUUCUUCUAGGAUCUCAAUUUCCUUAUUUUGUGCCCGCAUGUAAACGUCCAUGUUUCCUCUCGGAGGCUUCCAUCUCCUGCUUCAUCUCCUCCAUUUGCUUGCCAAUUUUGUCCAAUUUGGCAUCCAUUCUGUGCUCGGCAAUAUCCAUUUUAGCCUGUUUCUUGUCCAGACCAGCCUGUAAGCUAGCCUGUAACUCAGACACCCAGCUUGGUUGGUCGGCAUUGCUAGCUACCUCUGCGCUAGCCCGGAGCACCUGUUCGACUUCUACCUCGUUGUGCAUAUCUCCCGUCUGUUUCCCUGCUUUCUUCUUUUUCUCUUUUACCUUUCCACUUUGAGAAGUACUCAUGACCUAUAUUAUUCAAAGUUCAAGUCGUAGCUUUAGUUUUCUUUUUAGUUUUUUUGCUCAAUUGGUCGAGAGUGCCUCUCGUUUGAUACCUAUCGUCUCAUUACCAUACCGGAAGUCAGAACUGGCUCUUUUUAUGGACAUUUCAUGGAGUUAUUUUAAAUCUUUAGUUAUCUGACCUCUAAGUAAGUCAUAUUUUAAAGAUCUAGUGUAUUGAAAUUUAAUUAAACUAAUAAAACAUGUCUUAUGAAAAAUUUCAAAUAAGAAAUGUAUCACUGUUCCUAACAUGUUUUUUUUUUAUUGUUUGUGUGAAGGAUGAAUGGCUGUCACCUGUCAGAGAGAUGCUGUGAAGCUCUGGCCUCAGUUCUCAGCUCCAACUCCUCUAGUCUGAGAGAGCUUGACCUGAGUACCAAUGAUCUGCAGGAUUCAGGAGUGAAGCUGCUCUCUGCUGGACUGGGGAGUCCACACUGUACACUGGAAACUCUCAGCUUGUCUGGCUGCCUGGUCACACAGGAAGGCUGUGCUUCUCUGGCCUCAGCUCUGAGCUCCAACCCCUCCCAUCUGAGAGAGCUGGACCUGAGCUACAAUCCCCCAGGAGACUCUGGAGCUGCACUGCUCUCUGCUGGACUGGAGGAUCCACGCUGGAGACUGGACACUCUCAGUGUGGAGCACGGUGCAGUGUGGAGGCUGAAACCAGCUCUAAAGAAGUAUGCCUGUGACCUCACACUGGACCCCAACACGGCCGGCAGAUACCUCUCUCUGUCCGAGGACAACAGAAAGGUGACGUGGGUUAGAGAGGACCAGUCGUAUCCGGAUCACCCAGACAGAUUUGACUCCUGGCCCCAGGUGUUGGGUAGAGAGGCUCUGACUGGCCGCUGUUACUAGGUAGAGUGGGAAGGAUGGGUUUUUAUAGGAGUGACAUACAGAGGAAUCACAAGGAGAGGAGGGGGUGUUGACAGCCAGCUUGGACUGAACAACAAGUCCUGGGGUCUUUAUUGUUCUGAUGGUGGUUACUCUGCCCGGUACAACGGUAGAAGAAAAGCCCUCCCUCUCCCCCCCGCUGGCUC